AGGCGACGACAAGGGGCCCCGAGGCCUGCGGGUGGAUGGCAAUGUGGCCGCUCCGGGUCUACACCCGCAAGAAGAGGACCGGCCAGAGGCUCAACCUGACCCCGACGCCAGACCCCGGCCCACCGGUGAUGGCAGAGGCACUCCCAGGCCCGAAAGGACACGGCAAAGCUCAUGGGCUGCGGAAGAUCGCCGAGAACGUGGAGCGCAGUGGGCGGGGCGGUAGCAGCCCUGGGCUGCCCAGCUCUCAAUUAGGAGUUGCAGGAGAGAGAAGCCUGCGGGAAAGUAGCACUAGUGAAGAGACUGAGGAUGAGAAGAUUGCUCCAUUGAGCGAUUCUGUGACUGAUGAUCUCCAGAUUGACAGUAGUUCAUCAGCUGGUGAACUAGUAUCAGGACUAAGUUUGCAGCAUGAUAUUUCUAGCUCUCUUCUAAGCUAUUCAAUCACAGAUUCUUCUAUAGAAUGCAAGAGUUUUGAAGAGAAUUUAAGUAGCUUCCCAUCACCUGAACUCUUCAGAGGAUCAGAUUAUUUAGAUUGGGAGUGUCCCAAGUUGGAAGAAUACAUGCAAUGCAAGAAUUCUACUCUUCUGGAUACCAGUAAAGCAGUAGCAAUAGAGAAGGCACCACAGUUUUCAAACCUCUCUGCAAUUUUAGAUAAUGCAGCUUGUGAAGUACUUGCUGAGAAAACUUACCCUUUAACACCUGAAAAAACAAAGAAAAAAAACACAAACCCCACUAUUCUUGGUAAGAAAAGCAGAGGCCUGUUAACAAGUACUCCGACUUCGCAAACAGCUGGUUUAGAGAUUGAUCUGUCCUCAGUACAAAAAUCAUCUUUGGACGAACUAUUUCCAAAUGUCAGCAGCUGUGUUAAUUCAGAUGAAAUUGUUCCUGUGUCAAGUUCCCAGGAAAAUUCUUCAAAUGAGGUUCCUUUAAAUACAUCAGAAAUAUGUUGUAUUAUUAGAGCAUCACCAGGCACUAGACAAGUGAAAAGUAAAGGUGCUAUUGUAAAGAAGAAGAAAUAUUCUCUUCCUAAAGAUAUUCCUCAAGGUUAUGAAGUUUUCAAGGACAGAGACCACAUAAUAGACUUCUAUUUCUAUCUCUGA
Molecule: messenger RNA, 1097 nt
Organism: Myotis brandtii (Brandt's bat)
Lineage: Eukaryota; Metazoa; Chordata; Mammalia; Chiroptera; Vespertilionidae
Gene: MEIKIN
Product: meiotic kinetochore factor
Exons: 11
Coding region: 36-1097 (353 amino acids)
Biological process (GO): meiosis I sister chromatid cohesion; female meiosis chromosome segregation; homologous chromosome segregation
Cellular component (GO): kinetochore
Source: RefSeq, a predicted model, not a curated record